AUGUUUACUCUGUAUGACGCCACCGUGUUCACCUUAGAACGAGAUGGCGCAUCUACAGUGGAGGGUCGAGAUGGCGCAUCAACAGUGGAGGAACGAGAUGGCGCAUCUACAGUGGAGGAUCAAGAUGGCGCAUCUACAGUGGAGGAUCGAGAUGGCGCAUCUACAGUGGAGGAACAAGAUGGCGCAUCUACAGUGGAGGAUCGAGAUGGCGCAUCAACAGUGGAGGAUCGAGAUGGCGCAUCUACAGUGGAGGAUCGAGAUGGCGCAUCUACAGUGGAGGAUCGAGAUGGCGCAUCUACAGUGGAGGAACGAGAUGGCGCAUCUACAGUGGAGGAUCGAGAUGGCGCAUCUACAGUGGAGGAUCGAGAUGGCGCAUCUACAGUGGAGGAACAAGAUGGCGCAUCUACAGUGGAGGAUCGAGAUGGCGCAUCUACAGUGGAGGAUCGAGAUGGCGCAUCUACAGUGGAGGAUCGAGAUGGCGCAUCUACAGUGGAGGAUCGAGAUGGCGCAUCUACAGUGGAGGAACAAGAUGGCGCAUCUACAGUGGAGGAUCGAGAUGGCGCAUCUACAGUGGAGGACCGUACGAACGCUUUCAUGGCGUCAUGA
Molecule: messenger RNA, 606 nt
Organism: Mya arenaria
Lineage: Eukaryota; Metazoa; Mollusca; Bivalvia; Myida; Myidae
Exons: 2
Coding region: 1-606 (201 amino acids)
Source: RefSeq, a predicted model, not a curated record